CACAAACCAAAUGUGGGAAAAGUUGGAGGUCACCUAUGAAGGGGAACCUCGCAGGUUCAAGAGGCCAACAUCGACCAACUCAUUCACGAGUACGAACUCUUCUCAAUGAAGGAAAACGAAAAGAUUGAGGACAUGCUUGAGAGGUUCUCUAACAUCAUCAAUCCUCUCAAUCUUCUCGGGAAGAUAUACACCGACCGAGAGCUCGUGAUAAAAGUGUUGUGGAGCUUAUCCCCCAAAUGGCGUUUAAAGGUGGACGCAAUUGAAGAAGGUCGUGACUUCCAAACAACGACCUAUGAUGCUCUUCGAGGUAAUCUUAUUACCUACGAAACCACCCAACUCUCUAAGGUGGUUGAAGAGAGGAGCAAGAGGACUAUUGCUUUACCCGCAACAACAUCAACCCAAAACAAAGUUGAUGAUGAAGAUAAUGACAGCAACGAUGCCGACCUUGGGCUCUUCGUCUUAAAAUUCAGGAAAAUGAUGCUCAAGAAGGGAGCUAAGAAGAAAAUUCCACCCAAGUGCUAUGGGUGUGGUUAUGAUGAUUGGAAGAUCAUGAUGGAAGCACAUCUCUACGCUCUACAUGGCUGCAUGUGGAUGGUGCUUGAGGAUGGACCCUUGAAAAUUCAAAUGGAGAAUCCUGAGAGGAAUCCAGCAACUCACGAUGUAGUCAAGUACAUUCCAAAGCCCAAGGAGAAAUGGGAUGAUAGAGAUUGUAAAAAGCACAAUCUGGACAACGUCGCCAAAGCAGGCAUCUUCAAGACACUUGAUCCCAUCACCUUCUCCAAAAUCAAGCAUCUCAAGACUGCCAUGGAGAUAUGGCAAGGUCUUGGGAAGCUAUGUGAGGGAUCAGAGGACUUGAGAAAGCAGAAGAUAGAAGUUCUGCUUGAGAAGUUCAAAGGCUUCAAAAUGCUUCCCAGAGAAUCAUUUGAUAUGUUGGAUGAAAGGUUCCACAAAAUCUUGAAUGAUCUUGCCUCACUUAACCACAUUCUUUCUCCCAAAGAAAAGAAUGUAAGGUUACUGAGAUCACUUCCAACCGAGUGGUAUACCAAAGCCACAGCCAUGGAAGAAGGAAGAAACCUGGAAAACUACACUGUCCAAGGUCUCCUUGAUGAGCUCAGAACCUAUGAGCACGAGCUAAAGAAGAAGAAGGAAGAACAAGUCACUCCCUUCCCCAUGGCACUGAUGACAACUCCAAAAGUCCCAUCAAGUGAAGGGACAUGCCCAAGGAACUGUGACACACCCUCCUCCAGCCAGCCGUCAAGCUCAAAAAAGGAGAACUACGAUGAGGAAUUUGCCAUGAUGGUCAAGCAAUUCCAGAAGUUCAAGAAGUUAUUCAAGAAGGCUGAUUCAAUCAGAAGGCCAACCAAGGGAAAGCCACAAGUAAGUGACUCCCCUCCUGAAUCUUGUUUAUGCUAUAACUGCAGGAAGCCUGGCCACUGGAAGUCAGCAUGGCCAUACCCAAAGGUUGAGAAGUACGAAGAAAGAGAAAUAAACAAGAAGAAAAAGAAGGCAAUGAUUGCUGCUGAAAGUGAUGAGUCAUCCAGCUCAAGCUUGGAUGAAGAAGCCCUCGUUUGCAUGGAGCGCAGAGUUGAAAAGUCCAACCAUGAGGAUAGGUGGACUAUGUCAGAAGAUGACACUCUCUGCCUAAUGUCCAAAGAUGAUGCUAAUCAAGAGUUCAAAAAGGUGAUGGAAGAUUUUGAGGAAAUAAAUCUCAAACACUCAUCCUUAACAGAGGAGAACAAGUUGUUAAGUGAAGAGAAUCUCAAGUUGACUGAAGGUCGGAAAAGUCAACUAAAUGAGAUCACUCAACUUAAAACUGAAAAUGAAUCUCUCUCUAAAAAGGUGAAAUCCCUUAAUAAAGAGCUAGGGAUACUUAAGUCCAAAGAAGCAGUGGACAAGCUUCUUGAAACGACCAAACAUAAGGGUCGUGAAGGACUUGGGUUUGACCCCUCCAGUUCCAAAAGGAAAGGGAGAACAACUUUCAUCCCUCCUAAACCUACUGCCAAACCAAAUAAGUAGAAAGGAAAGGAAAAGGAGAAACCAACAGAAGUUCCCAAAAAGGUAGUCCCUCCUAAGAACUAUAGGAAGCUGGACAAACCUCAAAAAGGAAACAAUUUCAGAAGAAAACCCUCUAACCCCCACUAUACACGAGGCUAUACUCAUUAUGGGGUAGAUAGGAGUUUUCCAAGAAAUUCUGAGUGGAGAA
Cuscuta campestris is the source of this 2203-nucleotide messenger RNA. The record is from the annotation of a GenBank genome assembly. Lineage: Eukaryota; Viridiplantae; Streptophyta; Magnoliopsida; Solanales; Convolvulaceae.